Messenger RNA from Penicillium riverlandense, 426 nucleotides. RefSeq lists its product as uncharacterized. Bases 1 to 426 code for a protein of 141 amino acids. The record is from RefSeq and is a predicted model, not a curated record. Lineage: Eukaryota; Fungi; Ascomycota; Eurotiomycetes; Eurotiales; Aspergillaceae. The transcript has 2 exons.
AUGGUCACUUGGAACCGGCCGGUGUCGCAGGAGGAUGUUAUCGUCCCCUUCCCCCAUGAACUGCUGAACCGCCCAAUCUACAAACCGAUCCACGAAAGCACCAGGUCCACGGGCCUCUUACACAACCUCGUCACGCUCAAAAAGCUCAUACGUGUUUCUGUUCGGGAGGUUGUUGAUUUCCUGAAAGAGCGCACGUUCUUCACGCAGCUUUCUAUUCCACUGCCGAAUCUUACGACGGGACAGUCUGUCCCAACGGCGGAUCGAACGGACACCUCGUUUAAUGCAUCUGCGGAAGGGUUGGUAGUACAGGCAGACGAUGAAGAGAAAAGCAAAGAGCAGGCUGAGAAUCGGUGUGGCAAGCGAGGCUUUAUCGAUGUGGGUAUAUUCAGUGUGUGUGCUGUUGCUGUGAGGUUCGUGUGCGUGUAG